Messenger RNA from Podospora bellae-mahoneyi, 1070 nucleotides. It is a transcript of the gene RPP2B, whose product is annotated as 60S acidic ribosomal protein P2. Gene Ontology annotation, cellular component: cytosolic large ribosomal subunit; ribosome. Gene Ontology annotation, molecular function: structural constituent of ribosome. NCBI's taxonomy places the organism in Eukaryota, Fungi, Ascomycota, Sordariomycetes, Sordariales, Podosporaceae. Gene Ontology annotation, biological process: cytoplasmic translational elongation; translation. The record is from RefSeq and is a predicted model, not a curated record. The transcript is spliced from 4 exons. The coding region runs from base 529 to 864 and encodes 111 amino acids.
GAAAUUGCGAUUUUUAGGCUUCGCGAUUAGGAGCGGAAACAGAAGCGGUGUGAGUCGUGGGAAAGAGAAAGGGAAGAAGUCUGCGCGGUCGAUGGGGACUUCAAUGCUGGGAGCGCAGGCUGCUUUUAACUUGCGGGCAAACAGCCUGGCCUGGCUCGUCCUGGUACAGUUCCAAGCCAAGAAUGACCAAGAGACCCACUGCAAAGUCGUAACACGAACCUGGGAGAAGCUCGGAGUCAGGUAUCACCGGUUCCGGAGGUCCUGCCAAGCCGUGCCCGACUCAAUUCAUUACGUCAGCAGGAGCACGCACCUCCAUGCCCUAGACAGCAAGCAGUCAGGUGAUUAGUGGGGUGGGAAUUUGCGGGCACAGGAACCAAAAUUGUAAAAUAUUCCACCUUGGCUCGGGAGCUUUUAUCACCGAACACAGCAACACCGCCCAGAACUAAGAAGAGUCUUUCUCCGCACAAGCCAGCGGUUAAAAUUGAUUGACAUCUCUUGUUCUUUACUUCUCCUAAAGAAACAGCCAAAAUGAAGCACCUCGCCGCUUACCUCCUCCUCACCCUCGGUGGCAAGGCCACCCCCUCCGCUGCCGACGUCAAGGCCGUUCUCGAGUCUGUCGGUAUCGAGGCUGACUCCGACCGCCUCGACAAGCUCAUCUCUGAGCUCGAGGGCAAGGACAUCAACGAGCUCAUCGCUGAGGGUUCUUCCAAGCUCGCUUCCGUCCCAUCUGGCGGUGCUGGUGGCGCUGCCGCCGCUGGUGGUGCCGCCGCUGCCAGUGGUGCCGCUGAGGCUGCCCCUGAGGAGGCCAAGGAGGAGGAGAAGGAGGAGUCCGAUGACGACAUGGGCUUCGGUCUCUUCGACUAAGCGCGCCAUAUCGUCUUGGUUUCCGAACAAGAGCUGGGCAAAUCCGAAGAACCUUAACGACUUAUGCGGAUGUUUACGGCGUUAUCUACAGGCCAUCGGCCUCGGCUGCGGACCAGGAGUUUUGGGAUUUGCGCGGGCAGGUUUCUGACAUCGUACAACGGCAUAUAGGCGGGGCAAUAAAAAGCACCAAGGCUCUCUUCGGACAA